Molecule: messenger RNA, 1598 nt
Organism: Haliotis rufescens (red abalone)
Lineage: Eukaryota; Metazoa; Mollusca; Gastropoda; Lepetellida; Haliotidae
Product: ADP-ribosylation factor-like protein 6-interacting protein 4
Exons: 5
Coding region: 90-788 (232 amino acids)
Source: RefSeq, a predicted model, not a curated record
AUGGCAGCCUCCAUGCGUGGCACAGCCCAAACAAUUGCAACGUAUUAUCUUUUGUGGUGCUAGUAUUAUUGCAGAGAUAUUCUUGUACGAUGGAGAAUAAAAGAAGGCGCAAACAUUCCAGGUCUCCAUCUGCAAAAGGAGAACGUCGAUCGCGGCCUACAGUAAAGAAACGGAAGCGAUCAUGGCAGUCUCGAAAUGCAAGUUCGAGUUCGUCUGAUUCCGUUCAGUCAUCACGAUCAUCCUCAUCAAGUGAACGAAGACGUAAACAUAAACACAAAAAAUCUUCAAAGCACAAAGACAUUUCCAAAAAGAAAGCAAAAAAGAAGAAUAAUUCUAAGCACAGGCACAGUUCCUCUGAUUCAUCAUCAUCAAGAGAAAGGAAGAAAAAGAAGAAAGCUAAAAAGAAGAAAAAGAAAAUGAAGAAAAAAGAAAAGGAGAAACAGAAACAUGACAAAGAAAAGGAAAAAAGUAUUUCCAGUAUCACACAAAAAGCAACACCCUCAGUUGGGGUUACUUUGGUUACACCUCCUGAUACCACAAAUAACUUUGAUGGACAUGUGGGUCCAGUCCCUCGAGUGUUGAAGCCAAUGAGCAGGGAGGAGUGGGAGAAACAACAGAGUGUCAUGCGACAUGUGUAUGAUCCUGAGACUGGGAGAACCAGAUUAGUGAAAGGUGACGGGGAAAUAUUGGAGGAGAUCGUCACCAGAGACCGACAUCUGGAAAUAAACAAGCAGGCAACAAGAGGGGAUGGACUGUCUUAUCAAGCUCAAGUUGGUUUGCUCAAGUGAUUUGACCAAACUGGGUCACCCCAUUGUGCCAACAGACUUUAAAGGUUCCUGCAUCCGUUAGAUGGUCAGUUUUAGCCAGUGUCCCCAAUGGCACAUCUUCAAAAACAGCAUGAUGGAAGGGAGACAACUGUUGGUGCAGGGGCAGGUGCUCAACUGGCUGUCAUGAACCAUGGUUCACGUUUUUGUGGAUUGCCUUUUGUCUCCAUGAUGUUCAGUGUCACUUUGUAGAAGAAAGAAUUAUAUAUUUUUAUUUUAUGUUUUUUUAUUUUUAACAUACCACUUUUAACUGUGAAUAAACAAUGCCAUUUAGAAAGUGGUCAAAUGUAACAAAUGUUAUAUUUGGGGGAACACUUCCUUGCUAGAGUACAGAUUCUAGUACUUUUGGGGGUUGAGUCCCAUCCGGGAUUCAAACCCACACUUUGAUGCCUCACCCUGAGAGUCCCAGAUGGGACUCAACCCCCCAAAAGUACUAAAAUUUUUAUUUUAGUAAGGAAGUGUUAUCCCAAAUGUGACAUUUGUUGCACUGUUUACUGAUUCCCAUACAGACCCUGUAACAAAUAUGUCCAAUACAGCCCAUACAAAUCUAUAAUAUUUGGCAAGUCUAGAUUACUGCAGUACAGGUAUCUGAAAAUGAAGAAAGACUCUGGGCUCCUUUUUGGUAUAUUUUCUGACUAAAAUUUAACAAGUUUUUUUUCUGUAAAAUAUGUUGAUUUCAGAUGGAAGUCUAUGGUUCCCAUGACAACCGUAUCUCAUUUUUGAUCAUGCAGGUUCUGUUUCAAUUAAAAAUAAAAAUUUACCCAGAUUGUUAAA